Molecule: messenger RNA, 855 nt
Organism: Hibiscus syriacus
Lineage: Eukaryota; Viridiplantae; Streptophyta; Magnoliopsida; Malvales; Malvaceae
Exons: 3
Coding region: 207-716 (169 amino acids)
Biological process (GO): protein insertion into mitochondrial inner membrane
Cellular component (GO): TIM22 mitochondrial import inner membrane insertion complex
Molecular function (GO): transmembrane protein transporter activity
Source: RefSeq, a predicted model, not a curated record
UCUCACCAAUCUGCAUUGUUGAACCCAGAAAAAGUUUCCCAACUGAAACAAUGGCAUCCCCCAACAAUCGAGGAGAGUCGCCAUCAUCAACCUCCGAGGACUGGCGACGUCGAAUAUUGAUCCCUACGAUCCUUGCAGGUACUUUGCCUUUUUCCCUCAUCCUCUGUUAGAGUUGUUUUUUUCACUGAAACAUCCAGGAAUCAUGAAUGUUUGCGCGGUUCUCUUUGUUUGAAACAAGGGUUGCUGGUGGAGGAUUUGGGUUGGUUUCAAAGCAUCCAAAAGUCCAUGGCCUGGCUAAUAUUUCAGCCACUUAUGCCAUUAAUUUUGCUAUUGUCACCGGCUGCUAUUGUGGAGCUCGUGAAUUCGUAACAGCAACUCGUAAAACAGGACCCCGUGAUCUACUGAAUACUGCAAUUGCUGGAUUCGGCACUGGUGCUAUAUUGGGUCGUCUUCAAGGUGGUCAAUUUGGUGCUUAUCGCUGUUCACUCAUCUUUGCUGUUGUUGGGACAGCAGCGGAUUUUACUGCUCUAAAGUUAAGACCCAAAUUACGCCACAUCAGUGAAUCUAUGUUUGAUAAGAGCGGUUCGUUGAAAUUGCCAGAAUGGUCUCCUAUGCAAGUGCUCGAUGAUGAAGCCCUUGCUGCAAAACAAGCACGAGAAGAGAAACUGUACAGACAAAGAAAAACUCUUAAGCAAAGAAGAAUGAUGACUUCAUGAGGGUGAACUAUUUAGUUUUUUGUUCUUAAUCAUCAAUGAUAAUGAUUUUCGCCAGUGCUAGUUCAGCUUGUAUUUGCUGGGGAUUAAGUUUUGUUUUGCUUUCAAAAUAUUCUAAUAAUAUUCUUUGUUACAUCGGCUG